Messenger RNA from Parnassius apollo (apollo), 258 nucleotides. The record is from the annotation of a GenBank genome assembly. Lineage: Eukaryota; Metazoa; Arthropoda; Insecta; Lepidoptera; Papilionidae.
AUGUCUCUCGACGAGCAAUUCAAGAAAGUCGCUGACAACGUCAGGAACUGGAAGACCAAGCCAGCAGACAGCGAGAACCUGGCUCUCUACUCUCUCUACAAGCAAGCACUGUUCGGAGAUGUAAACAUUCCCGAGCCCAGCGGCAUAGUGGAAAAGGCGAAAUGGAAAGCGUGGAAUGGUCGUAAGGGUAUGUCUCAGGACGACGCCAAGAAACAAUACGUUGAGAUGGCCGAGAAAUUACAUUCUAAAUACACAUAA